CCUGUUCCGUCCUCAGCCUCCUCCCCCCUCCUUCCCCAGCGAGCCUGCCACUGUUCCACUCCACUUCCACGGAUUCCGCCGGGCGAGCCUCCGAAAUCCAAGGUCGGGCUAGGGUUCUUUCGCAGCGCGCGCCAAUUCCUGCGAUUUCCAGGGUUCUACCCCCGCCGGGAGUUCCAGCUUCGCAUCUCGGUGGGAGUAUAACUGCUCGAGCAAGCAAGCGCGAUCCGGCGACGCCACCGGACCGUCGGAGGAAAUGCAGGCUCCGCGGGCUCCGGUCCUCGUGCAAAACGAGAACUUGCCCAUAUUCCGAGGCGUUGAUGGGAAGAAAGCCGGGGUGGCGCGCGGGCCUGCGGCCAGGGCGGGGCGGCGAGCCCUGGGAGACCUCGGUAGAGCCGGCAAAGCUCCGCCGGCCGGCGCCGCCGGGAAGGCCGCACCAGCAGCAGCAGCAGCAGGGAGCGUGCAGGGGUCGAAGGGCGUGGCGAAACCGAGCUCUCUGAGCGAUGGGGACUGGAUGAAAUGCUGCGAGUGGGCUAAGGGUGGCAUUGAGACUGCGAGUUUCACCGGGAAUGAUAUGCAGAGACUGAUGGCCGACAAGCAAGAAGAGCGCAUACGAAAGAAGGUGGAGAGGGCAAUGGGCUUUUUGCAAGUCUCCAUGGACAGUAUUUAUGACAUCGAUGAACCAUCGAAGAUAUCCCUGGACGAUCCAGAUGAUGAAACAACAUUGGAGCUUGAUCCUGAGUUCCUUCCUCCAACGGCGUACUUAAGCUCAAGACUAGGUGAGCAUGAUGGCAACUAUCUCCUUUCUGAUUUGGAAUUUGAGCAUGCCCCUUUUUUUGGUUGCAAUUUUGACCUGAAGCUCAAGGAUGACUACUGAAAUGAUAGUUUUUCUAGAUCAACGGUAUUACUCCGUUGAGGUUUCAUCGUUCAGUGACUCAGUGUACUGGUUAUAUUGUCCAACUGUUGUAGUACAGUACAUCUAGUUAUACUGCAAGGUAUCUGUUGUUGGUAUGCCUUAUCUUAUGUUGUCCAGAUUAGGCCGCCAUCAUACUUGCAGUUUGUAUGUGCCCCGUGUUGUUAGGCUGUCCUGGUUGUAGUAUGAUGUAACGCUAAUGGUAAAUUAAUAAUUGUUAUCACUUCCUAUUUGCAAA
Triticum urartu is the source of this 1148-nucleotide messenger RNA. RefSeq lists its product as uncharacterized. The record is from RefSeq and is a predicted model, not a curated record. NCBI's taxonomy places the organism in Eukaryota, Viridiplantae, Streptophyta, Magnoliopsida, Poales, Poaceae.